AUGUCUAGGAGGCUCUCCUCUUACAUGCUGCUCUUAUUCUUCAUCACGCUCAUUGCCACCGCCACAGCAGCACCUCUCAACUCAGGAGGCAUAGACUCAUUCGUUCCGAGCUGUGCGGCCCAGUGCUUCGAUUCAUUCCUCAAGAUCAGCUAUGCAGACCGCCCUCCCAAGACAUUGCCCGCGCUUUGCCCGCGCCUGGGAGCGAAUGGCUUCACGAUUGGAGAGGCGGCCGUCCAGUGUCUUGUCGCGGAGAGAGCGGCAGGGGCCUGCUCUCAACAGGUCGCAAGCGACGCCGUGAUUGACAGGGCCUUUUUCAUGUGCUUUGGCCAGCCUGGUGCCAUCUCACCCACCCACUCCGUCAUCACAGCCACCCUUGCCGUGCCGAUAACUGGCACAGGCCCGAUUACAUUUCCGCCAGCAUCGAAGACGAGAAGCACUACGAUUCCUACGGCUAUCCCUAGACAGUCACGGUCAUCCGUCUCUCUGCCGUCUACGCUUGUCACGGACCCGACGUCAUUGUCCAGUCUCAGGCCCUCUGCGACUCGAUCUACCAGCGUGUCUACAACCAGAUCCGCGAGUAGAACGAGGCAAACAUCCUCAGACCCAGCCAAGUCGUCGACGACAUCCCCUCGCGAGAUUCUCACAACCGAUCCAGUGGCCCCGACCUUCACCGUGACCAGCACCUCCGCAACUGAAAGCAGUACAAGCACAGACGUUCCCGACGGCGCAUUGGGCGGACAAGGAAACAAGGAGGCUUCGAAAUCCCUUAGCACAGGACAAAUCGCCGGAAUCGCAAUCGGAUGCAUCGCAGGUGUCGGGCUCAUCGGCUUCGGCAUCGCAGUGUUCUGCCGAUGCCUCCGCAGGAGGUCCCGCUUCGGAAGGAAAUGGAGGAAAGGCGGCAGGCCUCUGAGGGACUCGGGGAGCUUUGGCACGGAAAAGGGCCCUCACGGCGGCGGUGGCGGCGGUGGUGGUGGAGGAGGAGGCACCGACUCCUGGAUCACGAACCAGCUCCGGGCGCCGCUCGACCCGGGGCUGGUGCCGACGCCGACGAAAUCGUGGUAUAACAGGGCGAGCUGGAGGCCGAGUGCCAUUGGACUUGCGAUAUCGCCUUCUCAUACGCGAGACGUGACUCGAGCGCCGACGCCGACGUCUGCACGGCCUCUGUCGAAGCUGCUUCCGGCCAAGCCCGUCAUGGAUCGCGGGCCCCCGAGGCUUGAGGUGUCGCUGCCCAGUCGAGACGGAGACUCGCAUUUCGGUGCGGCGGCAUUCAUGGGCGCGGCAGCUGGUGCAGCCUCAGGGGCGGCCAUGAGCGGCGCCAUUGCCGCGUCGUCGUCCAAGCCAUCGCAGCCAAAGGCCGAACAGAAACCCCAGCCGUUGCCUCAAUCACAGAUACAUCCCGCCUUACGCGAGCCCGCAACGGCUGAGCCAUCAAUCAGACCGCGAAACCUCACUCCUCAGAGCAAACCCCAAUCUCCCUUGCCGCUGAAGCUGCUCAUCCCCAGGACGGGCAACUUCAAGCCGUUCGUCCCCGUCGUCACCAGGCACGACAGCUCGACCACGGAGUUUGAAGAAGACGGCAGGUCCUCCUCGGUCUCGCCGGUGGGCCAGGUCUGGAGACCCCCCUCGGACGAUCCCCAAUCGGCGGCCCCUUACUACGUCGCGGACCGGAGCGGCAACUGGAGACUCGGCGACCCGGCGCGGGCUCAGGAGAUUGCAGAGCUCGAGGCGUCCAUCAGCCCGUUGACGGCCGCCCCCAAGUCCGCGGCCCCCAAGCUGGUUGCCGGACUGGGACUGGCCACGGAGGCGGCUGGCGCUCUGGCCCUCGUCAAGGCCGCGAGCCAACGAAGAGACAACAACAACAACAACAGAGCAGCAGCCGCUCAGCAAAAGAGGCAGAGUGCCCUCGGCGGCAUCAACAUGGCUCCUGAAAAGACUAUCCGAGCCGUCGAGCCGUCUCUGUCUUCGGAUGAAGACAUUCAGGGGCAGGACCAGGACCAGCAGCCAUAUGCCCCGCGACCCCUAUUCUCCGCCGCCGCCGCCGGCAACAAUAACAGCAACUUCCCCCGCCGCUCGUUAACCAACCGCCGGUCCUCGACGCGAUCAUUGACUCGUCCGAGGAUCACUUCCACAGAUAGCGGCGUGACAACCAUCUCCACGUCCACGGACGACACCGACCUGCGCUCCCCUCCCCCGCUGGAACAGCCGGGCAGUCUCUCGCCCGUGGUAGAAUCCCCGCAGGCCCUUCGGCCAAGAGAAGGCCGCUCGCCGACGCAGUAUCCCAAGAUCCCGGCCAGCCUGCAGGUCGCCGUCCCUUCUUCAGCAGGCAAUGCUGCGACUGCUGCUGUGAAAAGCGACCGUCCCGCGCAACCAAGCCCCAGCUUUGGCGCGCCUCUCGCCGCCGGCACAAUGUCAUCCGCAGGUGGCAACAUGCCCAGGCAGCAGCAGCAGCAGCAAGGCAGGAAGCUCAUGAGCCCGCGUCAGGCACAGCAAGCCCCUGACGCGAUCCGCACCGGCUCUCCCAUGAUGCGCUCAGAAAGUAUGCCCUUUCGUCCAGACAACAGCAACAACAAGCGAUACGUCCAACCUCCGCGCAGCAACACGCUCCCACAUCAACAACAACAACAACAGGACAUCCCAUCAUCCCAGCCUCCGAGGGCUUACCCCCCUCAGCAACAGCAACGAUAUCCCGCACAAUCUUCCCAGAGGCCGCCGCCGCCGUCGUCGUCCAACAACUACUCCAUGCCCUACCGUCUGCCUCCCCACCCCACAGCUUACAGACCCAACAUCGACUCCUCGGGAUAUCCCUAUCAGACUCGUCUGCCGGACCUGAUGAAUCAAGCUCCCGCAACAUACAAUCUUCCUUAUCCUCCCCAGACAAACAGAUACCCGCACCACCACCCACGGAAUCACCAGCCCCCCUUUACGCAGCAGCAACAGCAACAGCAGCAGCAAGCCUCUGGCAGACCUCUUCCACAACAGCAGCCAAGUCAGCGAGUUCAACCUCAACUUCAGCCCCAAGCUCAACAACGCCAGCAGCAGCAGCAGCUCCAACUGCAACAACGCCGACAACAACAGCAACAGCAACAGCAGCAACAAAACCUCUCCAUCCAACCCUCCUCCACCACCCAAACAUCCCUCCCACCCCCGCUCUUAACAACCACCUCCGCAACAUCAACAUCAUCAUCAUCAUCAGCAUCAGCUUCAUCCUCCCUCCUCGCAAAACGCCUCGGCCCCUCCCGCGCAGCAACCCUCACCAUCCCCGUCCCCCAAUCCGCCUCCUCAUCAAUCUACUCCACAGCCACCACCACCACCGCCAACAACAUCAACAACGCCAACAACAACAAUAGCACUAGUAGCCCAGCCGGCAGCAGAAGCAAAUGGCUCCGCCACAACUCCAUCCCCUUCCCCGCGUCGACGACGACAGCAGCCUCCCCAGGAGGAGACCCAAAAACACAGGUCUCCUCCUCGCCAAAGAGGUUCCCCCCUCCCCCGCAGGAACCCGCAGAGCUGCCCGCCACCCCCGUCUGGAAACCUAGACUUACCCCUACGAGGAGGGGAGACGACUUGUUUCUCAUUGCGCAGUAG
Messenger RNA from Trichoderma reesei QM6a, 3585 nucleotides. RefSeq lists its product as uncharacterized. The record is from RefSeq and is a predicted model, not a curated record. The coding region runs from base 1 to 3585 and encodes 1194 amino acids. NCBI's taxonomy places the organism in Eukaryota, Fungi, Ascomycota, Sordariomycetes, Hypocreales, Hypocreaceae. The transcript has 2 exons.